Messenger RNA from Cololabis saira (Pacific saury), 3944 nucleotides. RefSeq names its product DGCR8 microprocessor complex subunit (gene dgcr8). Bases 383 to 2725 code for a protein of 780 amino acids. Lineage: Eukaryota; Metazoa; Chordata; Actinopteri; Beloniformes; Belonidae. Gene Ontology annotation, molecular function: primary miRNA binding; identical protein binding; heme binding. The transcript is spliced from 14 exons. Gene Ontology annotation, biological process: primary miRNA processing. The record is from RefSeq and is a predicted model, not a curated record. Gene Ontology annotation, cellular component: microprocessor complex.
UCAAAAUGGCGGCGCUACUGUGUCGACCGUAUGGCAGCACUUCAAGAAAAAAACACAUUUGAGAAGGUGUUUGGGUCCCCAAGAGGAGACCACUCUCUAGUAACUAUCUCUCCCAGAGGAUCAGGAUCAGGAAGAUGAUCAUUUCUGUUCAAUAAGCUGAAUGCAUUGUGAUUUCCAAUAAUUGAGACAGUGAUUCUGAAAGCUGUCUACAUUAAUGAAAAGAGCAAUGUAGUCAGCUUAGCAUAUUCACCUCUGGUACGUGGUCUAAACAGGGAUGAGCUUCUGCAUGUUUUCUGAGUUUUUUUAAAGAAAAGGAAGCACGUGAAGAUUUUAUUGUAAUUGUCAGUUCAUAUAAGGUUUUAGUCGUGAAUUUAGAGAGAAAAUGGAGAUAGAUGACGUUUUACCUCCUCUCCCCUUGGAGCCGCCUGAUGAUUUUGGCCCAGACCAGGGCAGAUUCCCUCCACCACCUCCCCUGCAAACGUCCAGUGACGCAGAGGUAAUGGACGUUAGCUCUGGUGGUGAUGGAUACACAUGCACCCCAGGGGACGGGGAAGACGAGACGCAGCAACCCCUCACCAUCUGCAGCCACCUCUCAGACGAGGAUAACCCCAACCCUCCGUGCCCCAGAACAGCCCGCCACGCGCCCCCGGUCACUAAGUUUCUGCCAGACCUCAAGUUGCUCAGAGACGUAAAGAUCCGCGUGAGCUUCUCUGAAACCAGCACUAGCACUAGUAGCAAUAGCAAAGACAGGAAGGUUUUGUACACGGGCGAGGGUCAGGAGAAAGGGAGUGGCAAUGGCUUAGGUGGUUUUAAUGGUGAAAUACACGACCUGACAGGCGUGGAGGACGAGGUAGACGAAGGUCCCUCCGGUGUAGGAAGGUUUGCAGGGAGGAGGUUGGAGGAGACCGACGUAGACAUGGAAAAUAAGGUAGAAUUCGCUGUCCUGGAUGAGUUGGACGACAUCUACGAGAACUUCUUGGACCCGGACGACGGCGAUAACAGCGGUUUUCAGUCUGGGGUCAUAGUUCAGCAGGAGCAGGCGGAUGACAAUGCUGUGGGUUACUCCUACGAGGAGGAGUUUGACAAUGAUGUUGAUGCUCUGCUGGAGGAAGGACUCCCCGUCCCAAAGAAGAUGCGCACGUCCGAGGACAAAGAUGGUGGGGACAGCGAUCAUCAGUCCGAUGGUGAAGGAGGGGUUCAGCCCAUGAUGACCAAAAUUAAGACUGUCCUGAAGAGUCGGGGGCGUCCUCCUACUGAGCCUCUACCUGACGGAUGGAUCAUGACAUUCCAUAACUCAGGCAUUCCAGUCUACCUGCACAGAGAAACCCGAGUGGUGACCUGGUCCAGACCCUACUUCCUAGGAACCGGCAGUAUUAGGAAACACGACCCACCUACCAGCAGCAUCCCCUGUCUACACUACAAGAAAAUGAAGGAAAAUGAGGAAAAAGAGCUAAACGGGGAGCUAACAUCUAACGCAGAAGCGUCUCCUACCAAACCUGUGGAGGCAGGAAAUGACGAGAAGACGGCAGAGAAGUCGGGGGAUGAGCAAGAUAGUGUUCCCACGUCAAGUGUCACCGACUGUGUCCAAGAUGAAGAGCCGAGCACUGAUAACGGGGUUCAGAAUAAAGAGCCCAAGCCCUUCGACAUGGCUCAAGGAGCCCUGGGUCAGGUCAAGGCCAAGGUGGAGGUGUGCAAAGAUGAAUCCAUAGAACUUGAAGAUUUCCGUUUGUACCUGGAAAAAUGCUUCGACUUUGAACAAGUUACUGUCAAAAAGUUCCGCACGUGGGCCGAGCGAAGGCAGUUCAACAGAGAUAUGAAGAGGAAGCAGGCGGAGUCGGAGAGACCGAUCCUUCCUGCCAACCAGAAACUCAUCACACUGUCAGUCCAAGACGCCCCCACUAAGAAAGAAUUUGUCAUCAAUCCUAAUGGAAAGUCUGAAGUUUGUAUCCUGCAUGAAUACAUGCAGCGUGUCCUCAAGGUCCGACCUGUUUACAACUUUUUUGAUUGUGAGAACUCAAGUGAACCCUUCGGAGCAUCUGUCAUUAUAGAUGGAGUCACUUAUGGCACAGGAACUGCAAGCAGUAAAAAGCUUGCCAAGAAUAAAGCUGCUCGAGCCACACUGGAAAUCCUCAUUCCUGACUUUGUGAAGCAGACGUCGGAGGAGAAGCCUGUGGAGGGGGAUGAACUGGAGUAUUUCAAUCAUAUCAGUAUAGAAGACUCACGAGUGUACGAGCUAACCAACAAAGCAGGACUACUUUCGCCAUAUCAGAUUCUUCACGAGUGCCUUAAAAGAAAUCAUGGAAUGGGGGACACCAGCAUUAAAUUUGAGGUGAUCCCAGGGAAAAACCAGAAGAGUGAAUACGUGAUGACGUGUGGGAAGCAUACUGUACGUGGCUGGUGCAAGAACAAGAGGGUUGGCAAACAACUUGCAUCUCAGAAAAUCCUGCAGAUGCUUCACCCUCACGUUAAGAACUGGGGCUCGCUGCUGCGCAUGUACGGCAGAGAGAGCAAUAAGAUGGUGAAGAAGGAGAACUCGGACAAGAGUGUGAUUGAGCUGCAGCAGUACGCCAAAAAGAACAAGCCAAAUCUUCAUAUCUUGAACAAACUGCAAGAAGAAAUGGUAAAACUGGCAGCUCAGAGGGAGGAAACGCGAAAGAAACCCAAGAUAACGAUAAUGGAGUCGGCCCAGCCGGGGAGCGAGCCGCUCUGCACUGUCGACGUCUAAGCCUUGGAUAUCACUGUCGGACCCAGUCGCUGUCAAACUUAACAUGUCAUGAGAUAGAAUUAUGCAUCAGAAGAGAUUCUAAAGGCACUAUAGUGACGCGUCGAGCUGCUCGCCUUCUUCACAUGCAUUUUCCCGGCUUAGCAGGUAGGUGCAAGGGUGGAACUAAAUGCACAUUAAAAACCCCUAGAGAAAAACUCUCUACCUCUGCAGAUGCAUCCUUACUACGGCACAAACAAAGUUCCUCUGGGAUGCAGAGAAGUCGACACGAUUUGGUUGAAAUAUGAAGAAUAUUGGAAUGGGGAAAAAAUGCAUGCAUGCAUCUGAAACGUCAACAACCACACAUUUUUAUUAUUUCGUUUGUCUUUUGAAGUGUUAUUUUCAGCAGUCACAAUCUGAGUACCAGCACCUAUUAUUGUUUUGUGCUAAGUAUUUUAAAGGGACUACUAUUACUUGUACUGAUUACCGUUCAUUUCAAUUAAAACUGAAGUUCCUUGAUUAUUUGGCUAUUUUUAAUGGUAGGUGUUCUGGAUGUUUUGGACGAAAAGAAAUGUCUCAUUUUGUUUAUCCUCAAAAUGGAAAGUUGCUGUCUCUUGGUUUGCACGACAAAAACGCAAAAUCACUGUUUAAAAGAAACCUAUUGUUACGCACUCCUGUCCUGUGGGAUUUAUUUGUUGGGCGACCACGAUGUUGGUACAGGAAUAACUACAUUACAGAUAUUAGAGUCGGCUUUUUGUAUCGGGAGGGUGGUGUUGCUUUUCGUCUUUAUUUGCUUUGGUGAAACGAGGCCGAGGUCGUUCCUCUCCUCCGCCGCGCUGCAGUAACGGCCAGUACGGAGUCAGAUUACUGUAACUUAGAUGAACUUCUUCCAACGCUUUUAGAUCUCAUUUCCUUAUUCUAUGCUAAAACAAAGAACUACAUGCAAACUUCUUGGCAUGUUUCAGUUGGUUUUCAUUUUUUUGCUGCCCUUUUUAAAAAAGAAAACCAUGGCUACAUGUUGCCUUAGUUAAUCCGUUUUAUGAAGGGCUCAGACUAAAUAAUUGGACCUAAAAACAUCCUUCAGCAAGAAGUGGAAAGACCAAGCCCCGUUAACUUGAUAAAGCAUUUAUAGUCAAGUCAGUAUUUUUAAUGAAGACAGCUUGCAAAAUGUCAUACAUAGGGAAAUAAGCCUGCAGCAUGUGUGGAUUUUAAAGACUUGUCUUAAUAAACUGUGUAUUUUGUG